Molecule: messenger RNA, 247 nt
Organism: Oryctolagus cuniculus (rabbit)
Lineage: Eukaryota; Metazoa; Chordata; Mammalia; Lagomorpha; Leporidae
Source: RefSeq, a predicted model, not a curated record
GCAGGAUGGCUCACAAGCAGAUUUAUUACUUGGACAAGUACUUCGAUGAGCACUACGAGUACCGGCAUGUCAUGUUACCCAGAGAACUCUCCAAACAAGUACCCAAAACCCACCUGAUGUCUGAAGAGGAAUGGAGGCGACUUGGUGUGCAGCAGAGUCUGGGAUGGGUUCACUACAUGAUUCAUGAGCCAGAGCCACAUAUUCUUCUCCUUAGAUGACCUCUUCCAAAAAGAGCAACAGAAAUGAA